This is a messenger RNA of Acanthoscelides obtectus, 224 nucleotides long. NCBI's taxonomy places the organism in Eukaryota, Metazoa, Arthropoda, Insecta, Coleoptera, Chrysomelidae. The record is from the annotation of a GenBank genome assembly.
UAGUUUUAAAUGACUUUAUUGUUUUUCGAAGUAUUUUCCACGAAGCAAUUUAUUCCUCUCGUUUGCUGGCAGAUCCAAAACGGCAUUUUUGAAUGCGUCAACUGCUUCUUCUGGUGACUGGAAACUUUGACCAGGCCGUCUGUUUUUAAUUUUCGGGUAAGUAAAGAAAUCGUUAUGACUUAGAUCGGGACUAUAUGGAGGAUGGUCCAAUAAUUCCACGUUUU